Molecule: messenger RNA, 4242 nt
Organism: Cotesia congregata
Lineage: Eukaryota; Metazoa; Arthropoda; Insecta; Hymenoptera; Braconidae
Source: the annotation of a GenBank genome assembly
AGCAAGAUGCAGGCGCGGAUGAAGGCGGAGGAUUCUUUUGGGACCCGCCCGCGAGUAAUCGGGAUAUUAAAAGUAAUCGGAGUCAAGUACGUGAACUGCAAGAACAAAUUGUUCAAGCCACCGUGAGAAUUCGCGAGUUGGAGGAAGAACUUGAAAAAUUUCGUAAUAAAGCCAUUGACAAACUUGAUGAUGUUGCUGAUGGGCAUCAAAAAGCUGAAAUUUUACGGGCUAAACAAGAUAUUGUUAAUCGUAUUAUACAAAUUGGUGAAAAGGGUCGGGAGGCGGAAAGAAACAUGAAGAAACAGCAGUUAGAUGAAUCAACGUUCGUUAAUGAUUUUCGUGCCGCGAUAUCGAAACUUGAUUCUCACGAGCAAGUACACCUGAUCCGCUGUGCCCUACACGCAUUGGAGCUUGACAAUGGGAAUGAAUUGAAAGACAAUGACGACAAAAAGACAAAUAUCGCCAGAAAACGGAAUAAUUCCCAGCGUUAUCACGACGAAAUCGCCACCAAUGGGGUUCAUAAUCGAGAAACCGACUUGCUGGAUAAAAUAGCUAAAUUGCAGGAAGAAAACAAAAAUUUGACUGCUAGCAUUGAGGAAUUGGACCAGCAGCACUCUCAAUCAAUCGAAAAAGUUUUGAGUAUAAAAGAAGAACUAGAGAAGAAACACAAAAGUCUCCAAGCAGCCUAUGAAUCUCUUUACGUCGAUUACAAUUCCUGUCAAGAUAAAUUAAAUAAAUUAGAGUCUGAAUUCCCAAACAAUAAUUCAACAGUACUUUCUUUAAAAAAUAAAUUCUCAGAAGAUAAAAAUAUCCAAACUAUAUUAAAUAACGAAGAAAAAAAAGAGCUUAGCAACGAAACAACCCAGACUGAAGAUAAUCAAACUAAGGCCAGCAUUGAAUUAUUAAUUUCUCGCGUCAGAGAUAUAAUAAAAGACUGUAAUAUAAAUUUAAAACCAGAUUAUGAAAAUGAAACAAUAUUCGAGUCUUUAGCUAAGCAUUACGUUGAAGUGUCAUGGAAAAAAGAUACUCUUGAACGUCAGAUGACAGAGCUAACACAUAAACUUCACCAGACAAGUAACAUGAGAGAUAAUUUACAAAUGGAAUGUGAUGAAUUGCAGCAUCAUGUUGAGUCAUUAGAAAUGGAAAUCCAACACGUUAAGUCUAAUUUGCCGUCCAUACCCGAAGCCAGUGAAGAAAGAGUCGCGGUGCUGGAGGCAGAAAAUGAAUCCAUGAUGCAGGAAUUAAAGCGCCUGGAAGCUGAAAUUGAAUUGCUGGGCCACAAAAAUUCAGAGCUCAUCACUGCGAUGAGUAAUGUCGAAGGUUCUUUGAGAAAUCAGGAGAAUCUAGAAGCCGAAGUCCGCAAUACCAAGCAGCAGUUGGUGAUAGCCCAGCAGCAGCUCGCGGGAGCUUCAAAAAAUGUCGAGAAUAAUGAAAACAUGAUGGAGGACCUCAGUCGCAGGUUGCACGUCGCUUUGGACGAGAACAACGAGCUCAGGAGCAAAAAUGACGCGAUGGAAGUUAGGGAGAGACAGAUGCAGGAGCAGCUGAGUAUGUAUGAAGGGAAGUGCAAGAGCUUGGAUGAAAAUAUUGAGCUGAUUGAGGAGCUCAAGUUGGAUAUUAACAAUGUGAGGAAGGAAUUGAAGCACUCGGUGGAGAACAACAAGCGGCUGGAGAGCGAAUUGAAGGUGGUUAGUGAAGCUAAAGGUGAGAUUGAAAGGGAUAUUUUGGUUCUUUCGCAGGAAAAAGAGCAGUUGGAGAUGGAGAUUAAGCUGCUGAAGAAUAGUGGAGGGAUUGAUGAAGAUAGUGGUUUAAUUAGGGAGCUUAGAGAGAGUUUGGAGGGGGUUAGUCGGGAGAAGAGCGACUUGGAGUAUGAUUUGGUUAAUAUGAGGAAGGAAUUGGAUGGUGCUUUGAGCCAGGUUGAUCUUUCUGAGAAAGAGUGUUUUGAGUUGAAGGAAGAAAUUGGAAAAUUGGAGAAGAAGAGCAAGGUUGCUAAGGAAGCUAAGGAAGAAUCUGAGGAGAGAUUAGUGCUGUUGUCUAGGGAGCUUGAUUCUCUUCAGCAAGAGCACUUGUUUUUGCAGAAUGAAGCAAGGGCUGAUAGGGCUGAGCUUGAUGAGUUGAAGGGCAAGUUAGAUAAGUCGGAAGAAAUUUUGAAGGGAUGGAAAAGUAAGUUUAGAGAGGCUGAAGCUGAGUGUGAAGGGUUGAAAGAAGAAAUUUUGAGGAUGAAGGAAGUUGAGAAGGUGAAAGAAGAAAUUUUGAAGAUGAAGGAAGUUGAAGACAAAUUGAAAGUAAGUGAGAAGAAAUAUCAGGAGAUGAAGGAAGAAUAUUUAAAAUUGAAGGCUUGUAAUAAGGAAUUAAUUGGGUAUCAAGAGAAAUAUUUGGAGGUUGAAGAAAAGGUUAAGAAGUUGGAGGAAGAAAAGAGUAAGGAAGAAGUUGAUAGGUGUCAGCAGCUUGAAGGAGAUCUGGUGAUGUUGUUGAAUGAAAAGCAGCAGCUGAUUGAAGAUAAGAAAGAGAUUUCUGAUGUGGUUAAGGUUAAAACCGCGGAAUUGGAGGCGUUGAAGGAAGAAAAAAGGGAAUUAGUUGAGCAGCUGGAUUUGAAGGAGAGACAAUUACAGUCUGUGGUUGAUAAUUCACAAGAAGCUGCGGACAUGGCUAGGGAGACUAUUGAGAACUUGUCGAAAAUUGUUAAUGAGAAGGAUAAGGAAAUUGAAGCGAUAAAGUCUGUGCAGGCUUUGGAUGUUGAGAAGAAAGAUUGUGAGAAUGAAAAUAUUUUGGCUUCUUUGAAGAGCGAGCGCGAUGAACUCAUAAAACUUGUUCAAGUUAAACACAAUGAGAGUUUGCAGUACCACGCUGAAAUUCAACGUAUGACUCAGUUGUUUAGUGACCAGGCGGCUGCUCUGCAAACAUCCGUCGCGGAACGUGAGUCUUUGGAGAAGUUGAUGAAAGAUAAGGAGGCCGAGGUGCUCUGGGCGCAGAACGAACUUCAAGUGGUGCGUCAGAGGCUCAAUAAUCUUGAAGAGUCGACUAACUAUGGGGAGGUUUGUAAUAUUGUUGAGCACUCGAGUAAGCUCGCGCAGCUGGCGAUGCUUGUUGAGAAGUCUAAUGCGCUUGAAGCGGCCCUGGUUCAGGAACAGACUAGUAAUAGGAUUCUUCAGAAUCAGCUGACUGAUAGUCAGCAGAGGGAGAGUUCUGCUGCUAAAGAGCUGGAGAGGCUCAGGUCGCAUUUGAUGGAGAUUGAAGAUAAUCAUACUGAAGAGAUGCUGAUUCUGGAGCACAGCAAGAAGGAUGUUGAAGCUAAGUUGAUGCAGACUGAAGAACAGCUUAAGAAUAGUUCUACGGUUUAUACUUCGGCGAAUAUCAGGGCUAAUCAACAGGUUGAAACUCUUCAACAGCAAAUGACUUUGCUUGCGCAGCAGAGAGAUGAGAUUCAGAAUAAAUUGUCGGCUGCUGAAGAUAAGGUUCAGUCACAUUCUGCUGCGCUUACUAAUCUGCAAAUUGUUUUGGAACAAUUUCAAAGAGAUAAAGAAAAUGAUAUAAGAAAUGCAACAGAAAGAAUUCGACAGCAGUUAAAUAAUUCAUUUAAAAAACAAGAUGAACUUAAUGAAGAAAUUAAAUUAUUAAAGAAUCAAUUGACAGAAGCAAAAGAAUGUUUGCAAGCAGCUUCGCGAUUAAGCGAACAGUUGGAUAAAAAAACUGAAAAAAUACAAGAACUUAAUGAAGAAGCGAUUGAUCUCUAAAUUAAAUGAACUUGUUAAUACUGCGGAGCAGAGAAUUCAAGAAGCUAAAGAAAGUGGCAUAGGAAAAGUUGACAAAAAUCUUGUGAAGAAUUUACUGCUGGGUUUUAUAUCAGCUUCAAAUGCUGAUAAAUCAUCGGUGUUGAGAGUAAUGGCUACUGUUUUAGAUUUUAAUGAAUCUGAACGUGAUAAAUCUGGACUGAAUAGUUCUAAUGCUCAUGGGGGUUGGUUCUCUGGACUUUUACAUGGUGGAGCUACUAAGGACCAAGAAGCCUCUUUAUCAGCAGCAUUUAUUAAAUUUUUGGAGAGUGAAUCAAAACCGGUGUCUUCUGUCCCAGCGUUACCUAUUUCAAACACAUCAAUACGGCCUGGACACAGUAGACAACAUUCAACAUCUUCAAACCAAUCAGGCGGCCUUUUGUUAUCCAAUAUGACGCUUCCAUCCUUUCCUGACUUUAUACCGUCCAGAAAUACUGGAUCGAUACUGAAAGAAGUACUAAAAGACAGUUGA